CUACAGCCUUUAGAGCGGAGUCAGUGAAUCACCUCAUCAGCCAGGGCAGAGCGGCAUUCACUCUGCGGAGAGGACACCCAGCUGCUCGGUCAGAGACCUUUUUACGCACUGGGGGAGCUACCUGAAAACGCAUAUGUUGGCAUCGUGAGAAGAGGGAUCCAGCAGUUAUUUUUUCUCUAAAUUCUCCUGGAAUAUUCUGUUUGAUUGUUGGCAACUAAUUUCCAUCAGUUACGAGCUGGAAGAUACGGAAGAUAUCUCCUCAGCAGAAUGAAGGGAUUUACACCUUUCUUCAAAAUUAUUCUUGUUGCACUACUUGCCGCCAACGUCUCAGCGACCAAGUUAAAUGUACCGCGGCUGAGACUGUCAUACAAAGACCUGCUUUCCACCAACAGGUCGUCUAUCUUCAGCGGUCAUCAUGGCCAGCUCUCUCUUACCGCUGUCUUCCUGGAUGAGUACCGUGACCGCCUCUUCCUGGGAGGGAAAGAUGUCCUGUACUCUCUCCUGCUGGGACCUGCCAGCAGCGAAUCCAAAGAGAUCUAUUGGCCCCCGUUACCUGGCAACAGAGAGAACUGCAUUCAAACGGGGAAGGAACCACAGACGGAGUGUGCCAACUUUGUUCGCCUCCUGCAGCCAUACAACCGCACCCACCUCCUGGCCUGUGGCACCGGUGCCUUCCAGCCCAUGUGUGCAUUCAUCAAUGUGGGACACAGAGGAGAGCAUGUGUUUACAAUGGACCCUACGAAUGUGGAGAAUGGACGAGGGAAAGUUCCACAUGACCCCAGCCUCCCCUUCGCUAGCACCUUCAGUGGUGGGGAGUUAUAUACAGGACUGACAGCAGAUUUCCUGGGUAGAGACUCUGUGAUCUUCAGGAGUAUGGGAGGUCGCUCCACCAUGAGGACAGAGACUGACCAGAAGCUUCUCCACGACCCUAAGUUCAUCGCUGCCCACCUCAUUCCAGACAACGAUGACAGAGACAACGAUAAAGUCUAUUUCUUCUUUACUGAGAAGGCCACAGAGGCAGGGGACAGGGAGGGGGCCAUACACACACGUGUUGGACGAGUGUGUGCGAAUGAUGUUGGAGGCCAGAGAGUGCUGGUGAACAAAUGGAGUACCUUCAUCAAAGCCAGACUCGUCUGCUCUGUACCAGGACCUCACGGCAUCAACACACACUUCAACCAACUGGAGGAUGUAUUCCUGCUGAGGACCAAGGAUGAGAGGAACCCAGAUGUAUAUGGGAUCUUCAGCACCAUCAGUAAUGUGUUCCAGGGUUUUGCCGUGUGUGUUUACCGUAUGGCUGACAUCAGAGAAGCUUUCAAUGGGCCGUUCGCUCAUAAAGAGGGCCCCGACUACCAGUGGGGGGCCUACGAAGGCAGGGUCCCUUAUCCAAGACCAGGCGUGUGCCCAAGCAAAAUCACCAACCAGCCAGGCAGAGAGUUUGGCAGCACAAAGGACUUCCCUGAUUUGGUGCUGCAGUUUGCCCGCAACCACCCAUUGAUGUGGCGGCCGGUGCAUCCUGCCCUGCGCCAACCUGUGCUUGUAAAGGCCAACAUUCCUUACAAGCUGAAACAAAUUGUGGUGGACCGGGUCGAGGCAGAGGACGGGCAGUAUGAUGUCAUGUUCAUCGGCACAGACAUUGGUACAGUACUGAAGGUCAUUGCCCUGCACAGUGGAAACAGCCUGGAGACAGAGGUCAUCACACUAGAGGAGCUACAAGUCUUUAAAGUGCCAACUCCAGUUACUUCAAUGGACAUAUCUGUGAAAAGGCAAGCCCUAUAUGUGGGCUCUCCAGCAGGUGUGGCGCAGAUGAAGCUGCAUCGCUGUGAGACUUAUGGGAAAGCCUGUGCUGAGUGCUGCCUGGCCAGAGACCCUUACUGCGCCUGGGAUGGAUCAUUGUGCGCACGAUACGUGCCCAACAGCAAACGCCGCUACCGCAGACAGGACAUCAGGCAUGGAAACCCGGUACUGCAGUGUGUGGAUCAGAAUCUGAGUGAAGACCUUGAUGUGACAGAGGACAGGGUGGUGUAUGGGACAGAGAACAACAGCACCUUCCUGGAAUGUGUUCCUCGCUCUCCACAAGCUACUGUUAGCUGGCUCGUCCAACGUGACGACCACAAGGAAGAGGUGAAGCUAGAUGAUCGUGUGAUGUCUACGGAGCAGGGCCUCCUGUUUCGUCGUCUCUUCCGCCAGGACGAAGGCAUGUACAUCUGCCGCUCCCGAGAGCAUGGCUUCACACAGACCCUGGCCCGCCUAACCCUCGAAGUCCUCCAGGGGGAGACUGUGGACGAGCUCAUGGCACGUGACAAUGCUGGCCUCUCUGACUCAUUCAAAGAUCGGUCUACAGGAAGCUACAGGACCUGGAUGCCUUGUAGUGCAUACAGCAGGGGUGGCUCAUCAAGCCAAAUGGGCCAAUCACGAACAUGGUUCAAGGAUAUCAUGCAGCUGAUUGGGACAUCGAACCUGCCGCACGUGGAGGAGUACUGCGAGAGGAUGUGGUGCAACGACAAGCUGAGGAGGAAACACAAGAGCAUGCUGGAGAAAUACCGCCAGGCGCAGGAUGGCGCCAGAAAGGCUCGUAGCAAGAGCUCCGGGGAACGUAACCGGACGCCAAGGGAUCUCAGAGCAUGGGAGGAGUAACGGAGAGAAAGCGAGCAGGGAAAAAAGAAGGAAUAAAUGAAAGAAGAAAAAAGGACAAAGAUUACAGUACAGGACAAGAUUAAUUGGGCAGUAAAAAGGGUCAAGACCAGCAUCAACUCCUAAUAGUUGAAACUUUGGCACUUGGAUUUGUAAGAAUGAGGUAGAUCAGAACAGUGUGUCUGCUUUGGCCACUGAACCUAACAGAAUGAAUUUUAUGAAAUCAGUGUAUGUGUAGGUGAGAUGCUAGGGGUUGGUUCUGAAUAUGGCCCAAAAACGACAGAAGUGUUUGGUUGUCUGGAAAGACAGCACAAAAAGAGACUGCUACUGAACUGAACAGAUUGUUGCUGAUGUAAUGAUGUUGAUAAAGAGGAGAUGAGAAACAGUCUUUCAAAUACACUCUGAGGAUGCUUUUGAAAAAUCUUGAUUACCAAGGAUUCCUCCCCCUCUCACACUUUAGCCCUUGUAUAUUUUUAUUGUUAUUGAAAUGACAGACACUGCUUUCAUCAAAUCAUAUAAAACCUUCAAAACUUCACAAACCUCAGAUGUAUAAAACGCAUGCAUGCCUGUGGACGACAGCCUCGUGGAUUCUUUGAUGAACAGUUUGCCUUGGCUUUUGGCAAAUUGGGGCUUCAAAAGAGAGGAACAUCUAUUUACAUACUUUGCAUCUUUGGAUAACAAAAUAGCAAGUUUGCAAAGUGCAGCUCUGACACCCAUGGACACAUACACUUACUUUGCAUUUGUUUUUCUCACUACCAGGUUGGACACAUUUCACACAAUUCACUGGAUUCAUCUCCUUCUCACUUGGUAUUUAAUGGUCCAUGUUUCUUGACUAGCUCUGCACUUGGCUUUUUUAUGAAAUAUUCAUGUGUGACAGUUCAUCUGACUUUGUUUGCAGUUUAAUUAUAAGGGACAUUUGCAGCUAAUGCACACAGGCUUAGACACUUACUGUAUCUGAUCUCGCCAGUACACACACACACACACACACACACACACACACACACACACACACACACACACACACACACACACACACACACACACACACACACACACACACACACACACACACACACACACACACACACACACACACACACACACACACACACACACACACACACGGCUUAGAGGUAGAGCGGGUCACCCACUAAUCGGAAGAUUGGCUGUUCGAUCCUUGGCCUUUCCACAGCCCUGCGCAUAAGCUCAACUAGCUCAAGCUAUCGUGGAAGCUAAUAUGAGACGACUGUUGAUGGUUCAACAGAUUAAAUGCACAUUGCUUUAUGCACCGACCCUUAAAGGGAUAUUUCACAGAGGCUUAUUUUCAUGAUUUGGGGUACAUACUGUAACACCUCAUGGAAUGUACCUAAUGACCACAAUCAACCUCCAAUAUUUAAGUCCAUGGGGAUCCUUAUGCAACUCACUGAAAACUAUGUCAGUGACAUUAACACCAAUCCAGCAAGUAGGCGUGCAAAUAAUGAUUAUUUAUCAAAUAAUUUGUUCGUAAUUCUUAUUAUUUGAGUAAUUGUUUAGUCUAAAACUGUGAAACUUGUCCAUCACAAUUUACCAUAGCCCAAGGUGACAUCUUCAAAGUGCUUUUUUCUUUCCGACCAACAGUCAAAAACAAGCCAUUAAAGGAGAAAUUACAUAAUCUGACCUCUCUUUAAACAUCCACUAAAGUCAUUUCCCCACAAUUCCUGUGUGUGCUGUAGCUCUCCAGUGAUAAUAGAGGAAACAAUAGAAGGGGUCAGCUGUAAUUGCGGACUCUUCUUGUGCUUUCUGUUUUGUAAACACUGGUUUUAAGACAGUUCAGGGUUUAAACACAUGAUAAUCAACAUUGUUAUAUUCUUCAGUUUUGUUGUUAAAAUAUAACUUUUACUGUUAAUGAAACCAAAAAAGGUUUUCCUUCCACAGGUGACAGGUGGAAGGUUGAAUUCAUUAAUUGAUUGAGACAAAACAAAACAGAUAAAGAAACAGGGCACAAGAAAAUACUGGCCUUUAAUGGGGUGAGAUUUGAUUAAUUUUAACCUAAAGUCAAAUUUGGCUUCAGUUUCAGUGAUGGCUUUGAGGAUGGGAGUGAGAUCUUUUAGAGCUUCAGUAAUAUAAUAAAAAAGGAGUGAAGAUGGGGAGAAGAAAGGAGAGGGAGAUUUUUAAAAUAAAGGUACUAUAAGCAUCUUGUGAAAGCUGCAUUUGCAAUUUAAUAAAUCCCUAUUAAAACCCAUUUUCCCACAUUUCAUCAGUAUGAAGUGAGUAUUUCAAAAGGUGACAAACUUUUUCCCCAGUUUGUACAGCACACUUAAGCACAGAUUUUACUCUAGCAAAGUUUAUUUUCUUAGUUUUAGGAUUGUGAGACUGACUAUUAUACUCCAUUUAUGGUGUUUUCUCUAAAAAUAUUGCUUCUGAUGCGUAUCUAAACUGAAAGAAAAUAAUCGAAUGACAGGAGGAUGGUAUGCAUGAAACAAAGAGACAGACAGUUGGCAGGGUAAAAUAGAGUUAAAAACUUGAUUUAUCUUCAAUUCUCAAAAGUUUGUUUUCUCUGUAACUAUUUUAUAUUUUAGUCUUGUCAUAUGUUCAUGGAAACAGCUGCACAAGUACUUGGUCUGGUCUGCUCUGAUCUAUGAAGAUGAUAAAAAUAAAUGUUUUUGUUGUGGUAUAAUUUGUUUGUUUGAGCUUCUGCUUCUCUAAGGCCACAUCAUGAUACUGAAUUACUGUGUUUAAGGUAUAAUUUUUGUGAUUGAUUGUAAACUUACAGUGUGUAAAAUUGUCUAAAAAUACAAGUUUCCAUUUUACAGCAACUGUCAUAACAUGGAACUGCCAAAAUAAAUGCUGAUACUUUUUUUCUGUAUAGUGUUUUGAAACUUAAAAUGACACAAAAGUCAUCAGGAUAAUAUUUAUGCAUUUUGCAAAUAUGGAAUUCUUAGUUGCUAAAAACAUGUGCAUCAUUGAUUAAAUGUUAGUUAUUUGUGCAUGUUCAAACCAUAUUAUAAAGCCUUCAAAUGCAUUUCAGUUGUUGCACAGUUGUACAAAGUGUGUUGUGGUGUUGCAGCUUACAUUUAUAUUUUUUUAACUUACUCUUAAGCUGUUCACUCUCUAUAGCUAGUUUAGUGCAGUUUGUCAAUAUUUUUUUAACUUUUAUCUAAAACACAUUGAAUUUCACACUCAUCAAUGUUGUCAAUGUAUUGUGAUAGCUUUUGUAAAAGUGGUGCAGGGUUUCUCUCAGCCAAACUACACCAGGUGAUUUCACUGAUUAGUUACUCCUCCUGAUUGGAGGUGCACUAAUUAAUAAAUACCUGCACAUGCUCUGGUUACUACAGCGACGCUACAUUAAGCAGACCAGAGGUUCAGUCAGUAACACACUGUGAACGAAGAAACUGCAGUAAAUACGUUCAGGCAUUUUUUAUUUUUUUUAAUGGCAUCCAUGAAGUUGGAAAGUCAGCGACAAGCACACCAUUGCCAUUUUGAACUUUAAAGGUUCAACAAGCAUGCUUUCCCUACAUAAAACAGUUCUUACUGAACAUACAAGCAACACUCUCAAUGUAGAUUUUAGGCUGAAAAGUGUAAGGAUCCUUGGAUUAAAAAUUAACAUUCAAUUGGUGAACUGUGCUUUUAUUGUACUGUAAAACUAUGCUGGUUGUGGGGCCUCUGACAGAGCCUGAUUUAAAUGCAUAUUUAUGUUUUAUUUAAGUGUCUUUCUACCGUGCAUGCUUUGUAUUUGUAUGCUAUUUAACAGCAUUAAAAGUUGACUUUCUAACAUAAA
Messenger RNA from Siniperca chuatsi (mandarin fish), 6388 nucleotides. RefSeq names its product sema domain, immunoglobulin domain (Ig), short basic domain, secreted, (semaphorin) 3bl (gene sema3g). Lineage: Eukaryota; Metazoa; Chordata; Actinopteri; Centrarchiformes; Sinipercidae. Gene Ontology annotation, molecular function: chemorepellent activity; semaphorin receptor binding. The record is from RefSeq and is a predicted model, not a curated record. The transcript is spliced from 16 exons. Gene Ontology annotation, biological process: semaphorin-plexin signaling pathway; axon guidance; neural crest cell migration. The coding region runs from base 268 to 2634 and encodes 788 amino acids.